This is a messenger RNA of Sphenostylis stenocarpa, 390 nucleotides long. The record is from the annotation of a GenBank genome assembly. Lineage: Eukaryota; Viridiplantae; Streptophyta; Magnoliopsida; Fabales; Fabaceae.
AUGGUCUUUGGGACUGUGACAUGUAUAUACUGUGGGGAUGAGAUGAGACAAGACAAAUUGGGAAUGAAGGAGAUGGAUUUUGGUGUUUGUGUCUCACAAAAAAAGUGGGAUUUGGAAGCUGAGGAUAAUGGUCAAAAGUCCGAGAAAAGAUAUCCUCCUUAUUCUGAUAUCCAUUAUGGUGUCACUGUGUUGCGUGCAAAUCGCACUCGUCUUCAGGAUUCUUUCCCAGAAAUUGAUCUUGUUAAAGAGGUGCGUGACAAUGGAAAAAAGGACGUAGUAAGAUCAGUUGAGAAUCGUAGUGAUUUGAAGCGUAUACAUUUGAAGAAGGCAUGGCAUGCAUGGUUGCGUGCAAAUGAAGGUCAUGGAGCAUAUAUACAGGUGUUGAGGUAA